UAUCCCGAGCGCAGCACCAACAGCGCAACACCCUGCCAUCGCUAAACAACCAGGAGAACGGGCCGCUCUGGGCGCCUGGCCCAUGGCAGCGGGCUACUACGUAGUACGUAGAGUUGGAACUGGGGGCACAUAGUAAGUGUCCUAGGGCCGCAUUAGGAAUGCAGCCUCCUGCAUGGUGCAUGGUGCAUGGUGCACAACCAGGCCGAGACAAGGCAGUGAGCCGAGGUGGGAGCAGAUGCCAAACCAGCAGCCCGGAGACUGACCGUCGCACUGGGACGGGCGGGACAGAGCCAGGUUUAUCAUUCGUACUCGCGGGCGUGCAGAGUCACAAUGGGAUUUUCCCGUGCGAACACCCGACUUUCUCAGGACCGCUCGUGGAUAUCAUGUGGGUGGACGUCACGCCCGGCCGUCGAAACCCGGCAAACGGACGAACCAACAAUCUGCCAUGAAGAAGGUUGGGUGUAUUUUCCAGAUCGUUCCGAGACCAUCAUGGAUGCGAUUCGGGAGGUUUGGCAUUGUCUGGAUCGGAUGUUGACCCAGGAAUCGGGUCCCGGGGAUACGGACUUUCAAGGGAAACGCUGGAGUGCGACAUCCUCGGAAUCAAACACCGACAAUGAUUCAACCUUUGUUAGUUCCCGACACCAUUUCUCCCUACUGCGUAGAGAAACUUAUCCGUACUUCCGUACUCCAUGCGGAUACACUGCGAGAGGGAUAUUUGCCGAAAAAGGGUUGCCUGCCGGUACGAAAUGGGCUAAUGGUGAAGACCCUGUCGAGAGUCCCGACCAACAGUCCUUGUGGGAUCAGGAACAGUGAGUGAGCGGCAGAAGGUCCGUGGCAGCGAGGUGCUAGGCACUUCGUUAGCGACGUGGAGCAGAGUGGAUCUAGGAAGGGAAUGUCCGAUUGAGGACGGAUGAAUAAUCGAAAAAUCGCAGAAACAAGCGAUAGUGCCCUGUCGAUCAUAGGCCUGAGCGAUCGAUGCACGCGGGAAGCGGCAGGUCAAUCGACCGAGAUGGAGAACGGAGAUGGGCGGCUGCGUGGGACGCAGCGGGGGGGUCGUUAUGUAUCGGGAUGAUGACGACGCAGGU
Ilyonectria robusta is the source of this 1085-nucleotide messenger RNA. RefSeq lists its product as uncharacterized. The record is from RefSeq and is a predicted model, not a curated record. The transcript has a single exon. The coding region runs from base 331 to 813 and encodes 160 amino acids. Lineage: Eukaryota; Fungi; Ascomycota; Sordariomycetes; Hypocreales; Nectriaceae.